Molecule: messenger RNA, 1953 nt
Organism: Budorcas taxicolor (takin)
Lineage: Eukaryota; Metazoa; Chordata; Mammalia; Artiodactyla; Bovidae
Gene: UNG
Product: uracil DNA glycosylase
Exons: 7
Coding region: 1-939 (312 amino acids)
Biological process (GO): base-excision repair; base-excision repair, AP site formation via deaminated base removal
Cellular component (GO): nucleus; mitochondrion
Molecular function (GO): uracil DNA N-glycosylase activity
Source: RefSeq, a predicted model, not a curated record
AUGAUCGGCCAGAAGACGCUCUACUCCUUUUUCUCCCCGAACCCCGCCAGGAAGCGAAGUGCCUGCAGCCCCGAGCCGGCCGACCCGGGGACCGGCGUGGCGGCCGUAGCUCAGAGCGGGGAUGUGGCGGCCAGCCCCGCCAAGAAGCCCCGGGCCGGGCCGGAGGAGCCCGGCACGCCGCCCUCGUCGCCGCUGAGCCCGGAGCAGUUGAUCCGCAUCCAGAGGAACAAGGCGGCCGCGCUGCUCAGACUCGCGGCGCGUAACGUGCCAGUGGGUUUUGGUGAGAGUUGGAAGAAACACCUCAGCGGGGAGUUCGGGAAGCCAUACUUCAUAAAGCUUAUGGGAUUUGUUGCAGAAGAAAGAAAACAUUACCCUGUUUACCCUCCCCCUCAUCAAGUCUUCACGUGGACCCAGAUGUGUGACAUAAGAGACGUGAAGGUUGUCAUCUUGGGACAGGAUCCAUAUCACGGACCCAAUCAAGCUCAUGGGCUCUGCUUCAGUGUUCAGAGACCCGUGCCGCCCCCGCCCAGUUUGGAAAACAUUUAUAAAGAGCUGUCUACAGACAUAGAUGGUUUUGUUCACCCUGGUCAUGGAGAUUUAUCCGGAUGGGCCAAACAAGGUGUCCUGCUGCUCAACGCCGUCCUCACGGUCCGGGCGCACCAGGCCAACUCUCAUAGAGAGAGAGGUUGGGAGCAGUUCACGGAUGCCGUUGUGUCAUGGCUCAACCAGAACGCCCACGGCCUUGUCUUCUUGCUCUGGGGCUCUUAUGCUCAGAAGAAGGGCAGUGCCAUUGAUAGGAAGCGGCACCACGUGCUGCAGACCGCGCACCCCUCACCGCUGUCCGUGUACAGGGGCUUCUUCGGAUGCAGGCAUUUCUCUAAAACCAACGAGCUGCUUCAGAAGUCUGGCAAAGAGCCCAUCAACUGGAAGGACCUGUGACCUUGUGACCUGGAUCCUGGGGGUGACAUUGACCCUGGAGAUUGGGGUCUCUGAGCAGUUUUCUAAACGCUGUGAAAUAGAAGUAUUGGUCGUUUAUGAAGUCAAAGUAAGAAGAAAAUCUCCCUCGUGAUUCUCAAGCACCCUGCACAAGGGAACAUGUUUCAAGUGGAGCAGCCAUGAGCCAGGCUCCCUGGGGGUGGCGGCUUUAUUCAGCUAGAGAGAACUGGACCACACCAGCUGUGGCUCAGGCUUCCCGGGAGGGACCUGAGGUCAAGUGCGGACUCUUCCUCUUUGUUAGCGCCUUCGUAGUUAGAGCAGGGAGAGAAGCCCCUUCUGUUACAGCCAGCUGCUGCUUGUUUUUACUGAUAGGUUAGACUUUAGAUGUGGGAUGCUGACUGUGUUUAUUUGGAAAGGCCCCCUUUGCCUGCCCUGGCAUUUCAGUCUGAUCUGCGGUCUUUCUUGGAGCCCUCAGGAAGACUGAGCAUGUAUUGUCAGUUCCUAGAAAUUAGGGAUUGAUUUCCUGCCUAUAGUAGAGGUGAAAUUGCUAAGGGACCAUCCUUGGUGUGAACUUUCAGUGAAUAGAAGCUGGGAAAAGCAAAUCUGGUCUUAUUUAUAUAGUAAUUCUUCAGGUGUUUCUAAGGAGUAAGCUAUGGAAGUUGAACAUGAAGCAGAAAGCAUUGUUUUAAGAGGAAAGAAAUGCUUUCUUCCUGGGUACAUCCUGAGUUGGCGUUUUUGAGUCACCAGAGACUGCCAAUGCUGUUCCUUCAUUUAGAGGGGUGGGAGUUGGACUGAAAUCACUUUAGGAUUUUUCUUUUCUGCGACACUGGUGAAUUUUGCUUUUUUAAAAGAUACGCAGAUAUGUAUAUAUAUUUUUAAUCCUCUUUUAAGAGACAGCCUUUAUUAGAUGUGCACCUCCAUCCCCAGAUGACAUUUGCUAUAAGCUGGGUUUAAAGGGUUAACCCAGCUGGGUUUAGAGCUGCCUGAGUUUGAUAAUAAAAGACUGUUGAAGUUUCA